AUGAAAGGAUACCGAAAGCAGUCGUUAGUAAGUUUGGAAUUCUCGCCGCGUGGCAGUGCUUUACGGUCAACGCUGGUAGAUCCAUCUAAUCUCGGUAGCAUGAAUCAAGCACACUCUAAUUUACAGAAAUCACAAGUUUUCAUUAAUCGAAGUAGCAAACUUCCGCUUCAAAUUACUACCAUGGCCCCGAGCAAACUAGCAGCGUUCGAUAGAGUCGAUUUUGACUACAAGACUGUCCAUGGCCAACCAAUCAAGACCAGUGUUCUUAUACCAAAAGGUCUGCAAUCAAAGUCUAGAGAAGCCCGUCCUACGAUAGUAAACUGGCACGGUGGUGGAUUUGUUGUAGGAGACCGUUUGUAUGAAGGCUGGCUUCCCCAGUGGCUUCUUGAUAUUUGCCAUACCAGCUCUGCACUGUUCAUCGCACCCGACUACCGUCUUCUUCCAGAAGCGACCGCUGCCGAAGUUCUCGAAGAUGUCGAGGACUUUUGGCAUUGGAUGCGCGACGAACUUCCCACACUCACCUCAACCUGGAAUGCCUUCCCAGACCUCGCGCGCGUGGCAUGCACUGGCCAAUCCGCUGGUGGAUAUCUUGCCGUGCAGUCUGCCCUUCUCUUCCCCGAUCUCUCCAAUAUCAAAGUGAUCGCAUCCAUGGGUGGUUCACUGUGCACAGAUAUCCCUGAAUGUCGAGUUCCCGGUCCCAGAGUGAUUCUAGGGAAGCGCCCUCCCCCACCGGGGAAGGCCGAGAGCAUCAUCCGUGCAUAUAUGAGGAACAUCAAGCCGCAAGCGAUGAGGACAAGUGGCGACGUCAUGGAGAUGUGGAACUUCUUGACAUGUGUGUUGCAGCAGGCAUAUCUGUCUCGCUGGCUGAGAGCCGGAGGAAAGAAGGAGCUAGACGUGAUGAAGGUACUGGGAGACGCGAAAGCCUUGCCACCAAUUUGGUUACUGCACGGUAAUCAGGAUUCUGUGGUUCCUCCGAAGUGCUCAACUGGAUUCGUGGAGGGGCUGAACAACAGAUUUCCAAGUUCUCCAGUUCUACUGACACUUCGAGAUGGAGAUCAUGGAUUUGAGGCUUCAAUUCGUGGAAACGAAGGAUGGAUCCAGGAAGGUGUUGAGUUCAUCAAAGGUCGUUGGUUGCAGGAAUAG
Molecule: messenger RNA, 1143 nt
Organism: Periconia digitata
Lineage: Eukaryota; Fungi; Ascomycota; Dothideomycetes; Pleosporales; Periconiaceae
Source: the annotation of a GenBank genome assembly